Molecule: messenger RNA, 2652 nt
Organism: Triticum dicoccoides
Lineage: Eukaryota; Viridiplantae; Streptophyta; Magnoliopsida; Poales; Poaceae
Product: cleavage stimulation factor subunit 77-like
Exons: 23
Coding region: 16-2313 (765 amino acids)
Biological process (GO): mRNA 3'-end processing
Cellular component (GO): nucleus
Molecular function (GO): protein binding; mRNA binding
Source: RefSeq, a predicted model, not a curated record
CAAUCUAAUCCAUACAUGCUCCAUUCGGUUCUCAGUAAUCCUAACCUGGUUUUGUCGCGCAGGAAUUCGGCGGCCGUGGCGGCGAUGGACAUCUACAACGUGGAGGCCGCCGAGAUCCUCGCCCACGAGACCCUCAAUCUCCCCAUCGGCGAGGCCGCCCCCAUCUACGAGAAGCUGCUCGCCACCUUCCCGACAGCGGCUAAGUACUGGAAGCAGUAUGUGGAGUCAUACAUUGUCACGAACGAUGAAGAGACCGCCAAGCAGAUAUUCAGCAGAUGCCUGCUCACCUGCCCUCAUAUUAAUCUCUGGCGUUGUUACAUCAACUUUGUUAAAAAAGUAAACAGCAAAAGGGGCUCUGAGGGUCUGGAAGAGACAAAAAAGGCUUUUGAUUUCAUGCUUAACUAUGUCGGCAAUGAUGUGGCAUCUGGCCCCGUUUGGAUGGAGUACAUUGCAUUCUUGAAGUCAAUGCCGGUUAUGACGCCCCAGGAAGAGUCACACCGCAUGACUACUAUACGUAAAGUAUAUCAGAAGGCAAUUUUAGUUCCAACUAGUCAUGUCGAGCAGCUAUGGAAGGAUUAUGAUAACUUCGAAAAUUCAGUUAGCCGCACCUUGGCAAAAGGCUUGCUAUCUGAGUAUCAACCGAAGUUUAACAGUGCUAAGGCUGUAUAUAGAGAGCGUAAGAAGUAUAUUGAUGAUAUUGAUUGGAGCAUGCUGGCCACCCCCUCUACAGGCUCCUACAAGGCUUUCCAACAACACCUGUCAAUUUCUGAAUCGAGAUCAGUAUUUGAGAAGGAAGAGCAACAGUGUUUGGCAUGGAAAAGACUUCUGACAUUCGAAAAGGGGAAUCCUCAAAGAAUUGAUGUUACAGCUGCUAAUAGGCGUAUUACCUUUACUUAUGAGCAAUGCCUAAUGUAUCUAUACCAUCAUCCUGAUGUAUGGUAUGAUUAUGCUACAUGGCAUGCAAAGAAUGGUUCUACGGAUUCUGCAAUCAAAAUAUUUCAGCGUGCUGUAAAAGCACUCCCUGGUUCUGAAGUACUAAAAUAUGCCUUUGCUGAACUGGAAGAGUCUGUAGGGGCGAUUCAGCCUGCUAAGACAAUAUAUGAGUCUCUUAUAGCUGAAAAUGCAAGCAUGUCAUCACUUGCACACAUUCAGUUUAUUCGGUUUUUAAGGAGAACAGAAGGCAUUGAAGCAGCUCGCAAGUACUUUUUGGAAGUUCGGAAGUUGCCAAGCUGCACUUAUCAUGUCUAUGUUGCAUAUGCUACAAUGUCGUUUUGCCUCGACAAAGAUGCGAAGGUGGCUCAAAAUGUUUUUGAAGUUGGUUUAAAGCGAUUUAUGCAAGAACCAGGAUAUGUCCUCGAAUAUGCAGACUUCCUGUGUCGCUUAAACGACGAUAGAAAUGUACGUGCAUUGUUUGAGCGAGCUCUGAGCUUACUUCCUCCUGAGGAAUCCGUAGAGGUAUGGAAACGAUUUGCUCAAUUUGAGCAGAUUUAUGGGGAUUUGUCAAGCAUGUUAAAGGUGGAACAAAGAAGGAAGGAAGCUUUAUCUAGGACAUCAGAAGAUGUCGUAUCGUCCUUAGAGAACACACUUUAUGACGUUGUUUCUAGAUAUAAUUAUAUGGAUCUCUGGCCAUGCUCAUCAAAAGAAUUGGAUUAUCUGUCAAGACAGGAGUGGCUUGCAAAGAACAUGUCUAAGAAGGCUGACAGGUCAGUUAUGCUAACUAGUGGUGGCGGUUCUACCUUAGAUAAAGGCACUGUUGGAGUUGGUGCCAAUGCAAAGUUAUUGCCGCAGUCUACAAAAGUCGUCCGUCCUGAGACUUCUCGAAUGGUUAUUUAUGAUCCUAGACAGAUGAAAGGACCAGUGAUUUCAGCCACAUCCAGUGGGUACACAAAGGAGGUUGACGAAAUAUUCAAAAUGCUUUCUCCACCACUCAUGUCUUUCAUCACAAAUUUGCCUGCUAUUGAAGGUCCAUCACCAGAUAUAGACAUUGUGCUUAGCGUUCUACUGCAAAGCACACUGCCAACAGGACAUGAUGUUGGCAAACCGUCUGCUCCAGUUCCUGGCCCUGCCACAAGUGAUCUCUCUGGUCCCCGCAACCAAAAUGGAUCAGUUCGUAGACCUCCAAAAAGGAAGGCUGUUGAAAGGCAAGAGGAAGAAGACGCAGCAGCAGCUGCGCAGAGUCGAGCCAUGCCAGAUAUAUUCAGGCUCAGGCAGAUCCAGAGGAGCCGCGGUGGGGGCCCUGCUCAGUCUGGAUCGGCGGCGAUGUCCAGUGGAAGCAUGUUUUCCGGGGAACAAUCAGCCAACAGCUCAAGCUAGUUCACCAAUCUGUAGCUAGUUCUCUGGAUUCACGUAGUUCGCUCGGUAGAUAUGUAGUUUGGCCGCUCAUGGGGAAAGUUAUGCAUGUACAAAUGUAACAGCAGACUGAUAAACCUGUAGCCUGUAGGCAUGGCGAGUGCAUUGCGCGAGAAUAUGAACCGAAAGUCCAAAAAACGACAGGAGAUUGCAGAAUCAGUGUCAUCUGGAUGAGUAAAGGCCAGAUCAUGGAGAAUAGCACGAUGUGACUAAUAUGCAUUUGAAGAAGAAAACAUGUGCAUGUAUUGUGAUUACUGGAAAGCAUGAAUCUGAAUCCUGCGAAACAAUAGUUGUGUCAAUUCA